UGGCUCUUCUUUUCCACGGUGGCAUCGCAUGGGUUCCGGUAAGGGCCAUUGGCUUCCGGAGCCGAAGUCAAAUUGCUGGGCCUGGUUUCAGCCGCUGAGCGCGGAGCAGUCGACAGGUCCUCGACCACGAGAUGCAGCCGCGUUGCCACACAAUGCGCAUGCGCAUCAAGAGCGGAACAGGAAUGACCUAUGGGGUCACAAGGCUUUCCGACUUUCACCAGCGAUCUACGUGGGGCCCGGCUUGGGUGAGAUGGUGAUAGUUCAGGAGCUAAAUAGCCAGACGCAGAUCAAGUUGAGGCCAGGUCUCGUCCUUGAUUGGUAUGAGGGCCUCUUGGUCAUUGAGUCAUUGGUGCGCAGCUCUGAGCCCUGCGAGUGGCUCAACCAAGUCUCGGAUAUUUUUCAAAAGGAGAAAUCGCAACGAACUCUCAGCUCCAGCCUUUACGUGAGCAAGAAGUUGAUGGACGCCGCAGUCACAGGGCCACAAUUUGUUACUAGAGAGGGAGCCACGUUUGCUCAUCGUCGCUACCCUCUUCGAAGUGAUAGUUCAGUGGCCGAAGCCGAGGGUAUUCUUCCGGCUGGUUGGUACAAGGUGGAAAGCUUGCUGGAGUACUUACCACCAUGGGAGGCCUUUGUGCAUCCCAAGUGUGGCCUCUAUCAGGACUUUUAUCUUGUGCUGUGGGCUCCCCCCCACAUGAUGGAGAGCUAUGCUGAGACUCCACAAGGUUGUGAAGAGCACCCACAUGCGACUUGGGAGCCUGAUGAGUGUCUCCCAGAUGAUUUGGAUGUGUUGCGAAAAGCUGCUAAGAAGCGGUGGGUGGAAGCACAAAAGCAGCGAGAGAAAGAGACUGGUACCUUGCAGAAGCUCUCCAAAGUGCCUCCGCCAGCUGACGAGGGGAAGGACACCCGCAGAAAGCGCCCUGGGGAGGACGUCCGUGACCUCCCUGUUUCCAAGUUAGCCAAGGCAUACUACUUGGACUUGAGCCGCCAUGCCCACCAUGGCCUUCAAAGCGAAUUUGGAGAUUUGCAGCCGGAUGUUGUGAAGAGCCAAAUAAAGGCAGGAUGGCCAAAACAUCCAAGUGAGUAUCCGCGGCCUCAUGCAGCGGCAGACCCUCCAGGCUGUUGUAGGAAUUCAUGCAGUUGUAUGGAGGAUUGGCAUGUUGGGAAUGUCUCUGGAACAACAUGGCUGGACAACAACAUCCGCAACCAAGCUAUCCAGAAUACUAUCGACAGCUUCAAGUGUCAGAACAUACACCGGAUUCGAGGGCAGGUUACGAAACAAUGGUAUUUCGAGCCAAUGCUCGCAUCACCGCCCAAUGAUCCAUCGCACCAGUCGAGGCGGCAGGCCUUGCAGGUUGCACAAAUUGUACAUAAAUCGAUGGAAGCAGCAGUGAUUCCUUUGCCAUUGGCAGCUCUCACUGAGGAAGGUGCGCACGACAUCCUGCAGUCGAUGACAAUCUUACAAGACGACGAAACCCCACGAGGAUCGGACAUUGGUGGACCUUUUCAGCCAGUGGCCUUUGAGAAGAUGUCUGGUCCAGACUGGCUUUUGGUGAAUUCUACAACUGGACAGGUGAGCACAAUUGCGAGGGACACCCCUCGCGCUUUUAAGGCUGAAACCUUCAGCGUGCAGGUGGACUUCAUUGGCUCUGCAGAGAAUAGGGUUAGCUUCACCCUGCAGGUUGGCCCAACCAAGCCAGCUUUGCCAGAAAACCUGGCAGCUUUGACGGGACAAAUUAUGGACAGGGUGCGGUCUGCUUCAAACCUGAUUUUUCCAGUUGAAGGCUUCAUCAAGCAGGUGUACGACACAGAUGGCCGAUGCCUGCGCAAGAAGGUGACAUUGGCUGGAUGGUUACGCAUCAUGAAGCAGGUGCACACAAUGGCUCAGGCUGCUUCCAACAGUGCCCAAGUCCGGCCGGGCUUCUUUUAGACAUGGCCGCGUGCGUGAAGAGGAGGCCGUGUGCAGCACAGGGGAGAAAGCAUUCUUGCCUAAACAGUGCGAGUGAAAGCCAAGGUUCUAAAUCACAGGUCCGCGCGGGGUUGCGCGGCAGAUUUUGUGCCAGCCUGGCAGGGUCGCAAGAUGUUGAAAA
Messenger RNA from Durusdinium trenchii, 2087 nucleotides. NCBI's taxonomy places the organism in Eukaryota, Dinophyceae, Suessiales, Symbiodiniaceae. The record is from the annotation of a GenBank genome assembly.